AAACUUGCUCUAAUUCUCUAAAUUCCACCUCGCAUCUCGCCACUCUCGUGAAAAUACGCACGAGAGCACGAUGAUUCCACGUCAUUGAUCUAUUUUGGGCCUCUUGGGUGGAUUUUCCGCUGAACCCGCGACAUUUUUCGCAGUUUAAAUCUCACAUUGUGCCCAAGUGGAGAGGCCUCUCUUUAAUCGUGAUUUUCCCACCCUCUACAAGUGCGUGAAGAUGUGCUCCAAAGUGCUCCCCUGUCCACUGUGUAGUCAUCCGAAUUUUGAGAGUGUCGAUGCACUCAGAAUAAGCCUCGUGAAAGUCGCAAAUCACCCACUAAUGUGCCCCGUGUGCAAUGAAGUUCUCCUGGGACUCGAUAAGUUCACAAUUCAUCUCUUCAGUCACACCAUUGAUACCCAUCUUGUUGCUCCAGCUGUGUGCAAGGAGGAGACGACGAGCAUACAACCAGCAGCAGAGGUGAUGGUUGAUGUGAAAAUUAACCCGCAACCAUCACAGUGUGAUAUUUGCUCCUUCCUCUUUCGUGACAUGAAUCUCCUGCAAAUUCAUCAGAAUCUCAUGCACAAAGCACCCGAGACGGGGGCUAAGGAUGCACAGGAGGGGACAAUGGCGAAAUUCCAGUGUCAUCUGUGCCAGAAGACGUUCAAAAUGAAGGGAUCACUGCGCGUUCAUUUGCGUGUUGUGCAUCUCUAUGGGGUUGAGCAAGAGCCAGAGGCGAGGCGACUCACUGAGAAGCUAAAAUUAACCGAGGAGACACCGAAUAAAGUAAAUAUUCCACCACAUGAGCGAUGCGAUGAAACAUUUUCAGCACCCACCACACGGCUGCCCACAACACCGUCGGAGAGUCUCCCGAAUCCACAGAGCGUUGCAGCACCUCAGGCUGCUGCUGAUGCUGCAAAAUCAUGGGAAUGCGACAUUUGCGCCAAAUCCUUCACGACAAAAUACUUCCUAAAGAAGCACAAACGUCUCCAUACAGGUGAAAUGCCCUAUUCGUGCACUAUCUGCGGUAAAACAUUCACUUUCCAGCAAUCCUACCACAAACACCUGCUCUAUCACAGCGAUGAGAAGCCACACGUGUGCUCCACGUGUGGACGGGCUUUCAAGGAACUCUCCACGCUGCACAAUCACGAACGUAUCCAUAGUGGGGAGAAGCCCUUCAGCUGUGAAACCUGCGGAAAAUCCUUCAGGCAGAGAGUCUCCUACCUGGUACACAGGAGAAUCCACACGGGUGCAAUGCCCUACAAAUGCACCGCAUGUGCCAAGAGUUUCCGCUACAAAGUCUCCCAGAGGACGCAUAAAUGUCCAGCUCAGCCUCCGGGCACCGUAAUCCGCCAAUCGGGGGAUCUGCUGCAGAAACUCCUGCAGAAUGCCUCCCUCACACCGGCAGACACUGAUCUUACGUUCGACGAACUUAAUUCGCACGGCGGAAGUGAUCUCAUUAGUCAGACAAUUGAUGACAUCGUGAAGGAGUCCUGUGACAAAAUGGGGCUCAGUGAGACAUGCUCAGAGAUCUUUGGGGGUAUAUCAUCCAAUGCUGCGGAGGACAGUGCAGCCAGCCCAUCGGAUAAGCUGCAAAAUCUCUGUCUCUACUCUCCCGGGCAAAUGGAGACCAUCAAUGAGGAUUCAUUCAAGCAGCUUCUCUACGGAGAUGGGAAUUUGUGAUAUGGAAUUUGUUUGAGAAGAAAAAAAUCAUUUUUUGCGAGAA
This is a messenger RNA of Lutzomyia longipalpis, 1706 nucleotides long. RefSeq names its product zinc finger protein 429. The record is from RefSeq and is a predicted model, not a curated record. The transcript is spliced from 3 exons. NCBI's taxonomy places the organism in Eukaryota, Metazoa, Arthropoda, Insecta, Diptera, Psychodidae. Bases 221 to 1663 code for a protein of 480 amino acids.